Molecule: messenger RNA, 1894 nt
Organism: Priapulus caudatus
Lineage: Eukaryota; Metazoa; Priapulida; Priapulimorpha; Priapulimorphida; Priapulidae
Exons: 8
Coding region: 1-1251 (416 amino acids)
Source: RefSeq, a predicted model, not a curated record
AUGAAGGAAGAGCUGAGCAGUCACGCUAAGAUGAUAGCAGGAACAAUACGCGGAGGGAUAGAUGUGCCACAGCGCACUGAGAACAGAAUAGAUAUUAAACCCAGCGCAGGCAAUGCGGACUGUACGGCGCAUCUAGGCGGAACUUCAUCAGCUGGCAUGGCGCAGCGAUUCGAUUCACUCAUGCUGGCUCAGGUAAGGAUCAGAGGCGGUGACACAGAGUUCGUGCGACCGGGACUGAUCGAGGUGCCGACGUGCCGGCUCCGAAUCGUUCCCGGCAUGCAACCGUACGCUAGCGACGCGCGCGUCCUCAAGCUGGGCGACACAGCGACGAUGGUCGUCAGCAUAAACAACAAGAACGACGUGUUCGAUAUCUUCGUGACGAACUGCUAUGGUCACGACGGCCUUGGUCAGACGAGGCUUCAUCUUAUCGAUGACGGAGGCUGCCCCACGAGCGACAAGUUCAUCAAGCCGGCCGUGUAUGACCGCACGACGCACCCGGGACAGACGCACAUGUACAGCCACUUCAAGGUGUUUAAAUUCCCUGACGCCCAGGACGUGUAUCUGCAGUGUCAGUGCAUGGUGUGCUACGAGCGCUGCUACAGGCCGCAGUGUGACGGAUCACCGCGCAGGAGCAAUCACUUGAUUGGCGCUGCCAGCAAACAACCGGUGACCGGUCGCAUCUUUGGACGCAACAAGAGAGCGGCGGACGGCGCGUCACGAGAUGACGUCAUCGAGGAGGAAAAUUCGCAGACGAAGAUCGAGCAGUUGGAAGAGACGAAGAUAUUUCAGAAGUUCAAGGUGGAAAUUCCUGGCGAGGAGCGACUGAGUGACGACCCGUUGGCGUCGGGGUCCGGUACAGUGAAGGGUCAGCACGCAGCGACGUGCGUACCUCAGGAAGUUUUCAUCGCAGUGCUGGUGACCGUCGUAGCGAUUCUGCUGGUAUCCAUCACCAUCUCCACCGUGCUCUACGUGAGGAUGCAGCGGCUGGCUCGCCUCAACGAGAAGCUGAUGCAGAAAACCAGCAUCACGCGCGCUGAGAUCGUCAGACGCUCGAGAAUCGAAGCUAACCGCACGCGCGCGCCACCUGGCGGUCAGAGCGCCUGCGUAAACGAGAUGAAGGUGAUGCGUUCGAGCCGAGCGCCAUCUGACGGCGAAAACCUCGUCGGUUGUGCGGAGUGCAAGCAGUGCGUUAGCAGCGAUUUGCGCUGCAGCUGCGAGAACCAAGGAUACGUAAAUGUAGAUCGUCAUUAAAUAGAAUAUAGAGUACGCUACCAUGCCGCUCUUCAUGUAACACGAUGAGGCCGCACAACUACGCAAACGUGGGGCACGAUAGAAACGCGAAUGCGAUGGAUGUACGAGCAAAAAAUUUAUCAAACUAGAUAAUUAUGUUUACCUCAUUGGCACUCACUCGCUUUGCACGUCCGAACUGAUUUUCAAACACAUGCAAAGGCGACCUGGCGUAGGAGUAGAUCUAGAAAAUCUAGCUCAGAACGAGUAUGUAAAAAGAAGAAUAUAGCGUUUUCGUGUAGGAUGUAAUGACUAAGGCAUCUAUGCAUGCUACGUAGUGGCAUUUGUUUUUGAGGUAUUUCUAAUUCAUUGUGCACACGGGCAUGUACAUAUAACACCCACGGUAUGGUACAACCUAAUUAACUUAUAAACUGGCAUCGAUAAUAUAGAAUAAUAUUAUUUGUCUAGAAGUAAAGGUUGAUGAUAGAUUUUUUUCGUAUGUAUUUUUUAUAUAGCGAUAACGGUUUUUCUAUUUAAACUGCGGUGAUGACAAUGAUAGCUUUGUUAAUCAACUCGUGCUGAGAAAUGCAUGAUCAUGGUGAAUGACGCAAUCGUUUUGUGUAUAUAUUUAAACCGAUUUAUGACGAUGUGUAAAUUUGCUGAAAAU